AUGCCGCGCGCCCCCGAGCACGUCUUCUCGCUGCUCGAGAUGGUGGAGGCGCUGCUCAACCUGCGCCCUGCUGUGAGUCAUUCCCUCAUGCCCCGCCGUGUGUCAUGCACUGUGUGUCAUGCAGUGAGUCAUGACGUGAGUCAUUCCCUCAUGCAGUGGGUGGAGAAGCAGUUUCCCGGGGAGGCGGGCGGUGAGGUGCGGCAGCAUCUGGUGGGCAUCUAUGUGGUGCUGUGCCGCACGGAGGGGGGGGAAGAGAGGAAGGGGGAGGAGGACGGAGAUGGGGGAUGGGGGAGUCAUGGGGAGGAGGAUUUGGACCCGAGCCACAGAUCGGAUGCCAGCCAUCGAUCUCACCACGGGGGCGGUGGGUUGCACAAUCGGAUGGUCAGCGGCAACGCGUCAAGAGGGAGGGGCAUUCUGGGGGGGCUGCUGCCAAAGAAGGUCAGCAAGGGGCACGAGGAGGGCAAGGGCGAGACGCGGGGGAAGAGCAAGGCAGAGAGCAAGGAGGGUGGGGGGUUGGCGGGGCAGGACGUGGUUGUGAGAGGCAGUCCGGUCGUGCACCCUCUGACGAGCUACGUGGUGAACUUCAUCCUGCUCUACUUCAACGAGUGCGUGGCCCCUCCCCCAUGUGAUCGGCACAGUACGCUGUACCUCGGCACGCUGCUGCUAGUGUACGACGAGGGCGGCAACCACCACGAGGGCGCCGUGCGAGUGGGCGCCGCCACGCGCCACCUGCUAGCAGCGCUCAAGGCGAAUCUGGAGCGCAAGGGCGACGCGUUCCAUGACGAGGCGAUGCGCGCCGUGUUCCUCAUGAACAACUGCGAGUACAUCCAGCGCAAGGUGGAGGAGUGA
Molecule: messenger RNA, 849 nt
Organism: Closterium sp. NIES-65
Lineage: Eukaryota; Viridiplantae; Streptophyta; Zygnematophyceae; Desmidiales; Closteriaceae
Source: the annotation of a GenBank genome assembly